Molecule: messenger RNA, 726 nt
Organism: Dacryopinax primogenitus
Lineage: Eukaryota; Fungi; Basidiomycota; Dacrymycetes; Dacrymycetales; Dacrymycetaceae
Exons: 3
Source: RefSeq, a predicted model, not a curated record
UCCCCUCCGCACGGACCAUGGUGGAACCUCAUCGAGCCCUAUGUCACCCUAUCACCCGUCGAGCCGCCUGAGGAGGUGUACGGCCGACCAGUGAGACUGUACGCCCACAAGGCCGACGUGGUCCGGAUGCAGGUCAUGCUCCAGCUCGGAGGGGUGUACCUGGAUCAGGAUGCCUUCGUCCUACGAUCUUUCGAACGCGCGGGUAUCUUCACCCAGAGCACGGUGCUAGCGAUGGAGGCAGACCCGUAUGCAAAACAGUGGGAGUGGGAACCAGGGGGACUGUGUAACGCGAUUAUCGUUUCCCGCCCGGAAGCGCCCUUCCUCCAGCGAUGGUUCUCGACGUACAGCACGUUCAACGAGACCGGGCAUGAGUGGGCGGAACACAGCGUUGCGAUGCCCUGGGAAUUGGCGCUCACAUAUCCGCAAGAAGUGACAGUCCUGAAUUCCCGCGCCAUGUUCUACCCGCUUUGGAACAAAGACGACGUCAGAUUAGUGCAUGAGCCUUCGGCCCCUGGGCCAAAGGGCGGAGGAUGGGACUUCUACGAGAGCAGGCAGCUUGCAUAUCAUGCCUGGGAAAGCGUAUCUAUGCCGUACCUGGAGAAACUCACCCCGGCCAUCGUCGCUAAGGGAGCAAGCAGCUUUACGAGGAUGGUACAAGCGUUCAUGACCCCUGAAGACAUGCGAAUACAGGAGCAGAUCGUCCUUGCCGCCGAGAAGGACCAAUGA